Molecule: messenger RNA, 2172 nt
Organism: Poecilia reticulata (guppy)
Lineage: Eukaryota; Metazoa; Chordata; Actinopteri; Cyprinodontiformes; Poeciliidae
Product: serum response factor-like
Biological process (GO): positive regulation of transcription by RNA polymerase II
Molecular function (GO): cis-regulatory region sequence-specific DNA binding; protein dimerization activity; DNA-binding transcription factor activity, RNA polymerase II-specific
Source: RefSeq, a predicted model, not a curated record
CCAAAGCAGAUGUUAGAACCCACCGCUCUUCGCCUGUGGGUGGCAGUAAUGCAGCACUAAGUUGUUUGUCAACCACAAGAAGACGAAGAAGAAAAUUCACACAGGAAGCGCUGCGGUCUGUUGCUAAUGACGUUGUUAGCUGCGGUGUCGGAGCCCCGGGCAGCGAACCCAACCUGUCCGGAAUGAGAGGGAUGCGUCCCGGGAGACUGCCUGAACUCGGCCCAGCCGGAGGGCUCUGAGCCGGGGAACCUAACCGAGCCCGUCCGGCCAGAGAGCUUCGGUCUUUUGGGAGAAUCUACAUCCAUCAUGGCUUCAGGACUACGGAGGGCAGGAAGGCUGACCGCCGUGAUGGCGACCAGAACCGGGGCAGGUAACGGCAGUGUUGCGCUGAGCUCCGCGGGAUCCGAACCGACCGCUAGACGGGACACGGACGGCGAACCUUUCGAGGACCUGGAGUUCAGCACCGAGGUGGUUUACAGCGGCUCGGAUCAGGACUCGGAGUCCGGGGACGAUGAGGACGCCGUGGGUUCCGGCGGGGGUCGGAGGGGCGUGAAGCGGGAGCGGAGCGAGGACGGUCAAUCUGGCCGGUCCUCCGGGGGCCCGAACCGGGCUUACAGCGACGGAAACCCCGCGCUGUCUGGAGCCAAACCCGGGAAGAAGACCCGAGGCCGGGUCAAGAUCAAGAUGGAGUUCAUCGACAACAAGCUGCGGCGGUACACGACGUUCAGCAAGAGGAAGACCGGCAUCAUGAAGAAGGCCUAUGAACUGUCCACCCUGACUGGGACCCAGGUUCUGCUGCUGGUGGCCAGUGAGACGGGUCACGUUUACACGUUCGCCACCAGGAAGCUGCAGCCCAUGAUCACCUCGGAGUCCGGCAAGGCGCUGAUCCAGACCUGCCUCAACUCGCCCGACUCGCCGCCGCGCGCCGACCCGUCCGGCAACCAGCGCAUGAGCGCCACCGGCUUCGAGGAGACCGACCUGACCUACCAGGUGGCCGAGGCGGACGCCACCGCCGAGGGCGCCAAGGAUCCGGUGAAGCCGGCCUUCGCCCCACCUUCCUCCUCUUCCUCCGGCCCCCUGCAGAGCGGCGCCCCCUCCUGGCAGCCUCCGGCCUCCUCCAGCAACGGCGCGGUGCUGAAGGCUCCUGCAGGUGUGGUUCUCCCUGGAGGACUCACCUUGAUGUCAGGUGCCCCGCUGCCCCCCGGCUCCCACACCAUCCCCCUCAGCCAGCUGCAGGGCCCCGCCCCCUCCGCCACGCUUCAGGCUCCGCCCACUCAGCCGGCCACGCUGCUCCGCCUCCCCGCUACCGUUUCUCUGACAGGAGCCGGAGUCUCCAUUCAGGUUCAGCCCAGCAGUCAGCAAACGUCCAAUCACAGCGGCUCUGACGCAUGCAGCCCCGCCCCCUCCACAGCCGGUCUCUCUGWGGUCUCUUCCUCCUCCUCCUCUUCCUCCACGGCGGGUCACAUGAUGUACCCCGGCGGUCCCACGGUGAUGUACGCCACCCCAAGCCCCUCUCUGCUCAACGCCUUCCCCCCCGGCCAUGCCCCGCCCCACGACCCAGGUGCGGUCCAGCAGGUCUUCCUCACAUCUCUUCCUCCGGUUCCUGCUCAGAUCCCGGUUUCUGCUGUGCAGCUGCACCCGAACUCUGCUUGUUUGUCCAGAUGGUGAUCGGCGCACCCGGCGGCGGCCUGGCGGAGCUGCAGGUGGUCAGUCUGGACGUUCACCAGCCCAAGGACAAUUGAAGGUCAUGUGACCUCAUCACCUGUCGCUCCUUGGUGUCACAUGAUGAAGGGACCCUUUCCAUUGGAAAUUAUACAGGACAUUUUCAAAAUAAAAGCCUCGAUAGAGGAAGCUGGCUGGAAAAUGAUGUCAUCAUGAUGUCAUCCUGAUGUCAGGCCGACAGACCUGAAGAUGAGAAAAACUUUAUUUACACGCUGCUGUUUGACGGACAACCAGCAGACUGAGUUCGGACCUGGUUCAGUUCUGAUCCGGUUCUGACUGCUGAGUGAAGAAGAGCAGCUUCACUGAUGAUGCAGCAGAAUGGAUCAGUGCAUGGUUCUGACUACUCUUCUCUGGCCCGGUUCUGACCCAAACAGCUGAUCAGGUCGACAUGAAGACUGUUGUUGUGUUUUUACUGAAACGAAUAAAGUUUUUAUUGCUGCUGGAAACUUA